AUGAAAGCAAGAGUCGCCCUCAAAUCGUGUAAUAAAACCCUCGAAGUUACAACGUCCUGCUCACCAUCGCUCCUUCCUCACUGUGCACCAUCGUCCCCAUCUGCCGCUUCUGCGUCUUCGUCGCCAUCUGCCUCUGCACCAUCGUCUUGCUCUGCUGCUGCGCCUUCUCCGCCACCGGCACUGUCGUUUGUGAUCGUUAAGGGAGUCGUCCUCAAAAUGAUGUCUAAACACGAAAUACCUUUCCAUAUUCAAGAGGAAAUCAUGAAAAGGCUUCCGGUGAAAUCACUGAUUCAGUUCAGAUGCGUAUCAAAAGAAUGGAAGUCUUUGAUUGAGAGCUCUGAGUUUAUUGCUGCUCACAGCCUCUGGUGCCACACUCAUCCGCAGCAUCUGCUUGUAUUGUAUGAAGAUCCGAAAGCAAGUACUGAAAUCAUCGUGUGCUGA
This is a messenger RNA of Lactuca virosa, 441 nucleotides long. Lineage: Eukaryota; Viridiplantae; Streptophyta; Magnoliopsida; Asterales; Asteraceae. The record is from the annotation of a GenBank genome assembly.